UCGAAGCGCAGUCGAAAGCACUGCACACGUGCACUCUAUAGACUCGCUCGGAUUAACUGCCGCCCAAGGCCUGGGAUUAGCUUCGGCUGGCGAUCUCAAGCAAAGGCAGCAUCGCCGUCCAGCCAUGUGGCCAAGCCUGCUGAGCCUGGCCUUCGGCCUGGCCUACGUGUGCAGCCGGACCCCUUCUACGCAUGCGCAGAGGUUCCGCUCUCCGUGGUUGCACGACGUGGAGCAUUUGGAGGCCCAGGCCAGCUACCGGACGGCGCGCCUGCGUUGGCAGUACCGGCACCUCCCGCAACCACCGGCAUUCCGGGUGCAGAUCUGCGAGCUGCUGCCGUGGCUACCCAAGACGGGACCACGUUGCCGCGUCCGCCGGCUAAGCCUACUAGGACCUCAGGCCGCUUACGACGGCGAUGGCACACCACGCAGCCUGGAUCUACUACGAAAGUCGUCCAAGUCUGGCUACGAGGCGCUCAUAGGCGAUCUUCGGUUGCUGACAAACUACAGCGUGGCCGUGGAGCCUGACUUCUCGAGUGACUCGGAUGCGAAUGCCAUCCUGUACGGUUCGGGACAGCUGCCGGCUGAAGCUGCUGCAGGCGAGGAAGACCGGCGCUUCCAAAUGGUCACCUCUGAGUACGCACUCAUGACCACGAGGGGAUUCUCUGCGCGGGCGGAGCGGUGCCUGGCGAACGCCUCCCGCGUGGUCGUCAGCACGGGCCCCUUCUUCGGCGGCAAGAUCGCCGUCGAAGAUAGCAACGAUGACGCCUGCCUGGUGUACGGCAACCCCAGCUCGCCUCAGGAUGCGUACACACUGGACAUCGACCACAAGCGCUGCGGAAGCCGACUUGUGAACGGGUCCAAGAUGGAGACUAACAUCAUCGUCCACGAAAACCGAGACAUAAUCACGCACAACACGCGCCGCUACUUGGUCGUCUGCAGUUUCCUGCCCGACACUUACACAAUCACCGCCUCGGUGAACCUGCCCGUCGUUCGUGGCAAGAAGAAGAGCAGCGUGGCGACGCACACCAAGGUGCCGGGCGGCUUGCUGCUGGCAAACGCGCGCCUCGAGACGAGCACAGAGCAGAACGAGGUGUUCACCUACCAGCGUUACAAGGACAGCAACGUGCGGGACUCGCGCAUCGCGGCCGAGCAACGAAGCAGCACCACGCUCGACAGCGACGCCAACGGCACCCACGUCACAGGCAGCAUGGCCCUGGCUCUCCUGCUGGCAACCACGGGUCUCGUGGGCUGCUGCGCAGCGCUCGCCUGGUACGCGGCCACGGGCUUCACGCAGCGCCACAAGAAGGUAGAUGGUCACUCGCCACCUGCCGAAGAAAGCAACCGCACCGCGACCGAGCCUAGCCCGACCAUCCCCACCGACAACACCUCAGCAGACGCCAGUGACGGAGAGAAAGAAGAGAAAAUAGACGUCGACAAGCAAGACGAACAGCCUGAGGAAGGCGAGUCGUGUGUCGUCAACUUCAUCACCAUCGAAGGCAAACCAGUUGCGUUACUCCCGGACUCUACGGCGAGCGAAGUGUGACAACACGCGCAUUUCCAUGCAUAAGUUCCGCUACGUCACCAACGCCUUCUCCCUCCAGAUGUCAUCGAAUCUCACCCGCGCACGCACAAUGGGUAGCGUGCGAGGCUACGACUACAUUCCUUCAUCAGCACAUGGCAGCAGGUCCUGUGUCGAGAACCAUGACACUGGUUGUCUCAACCUAUCCCGCCACUAUUGAUUGCCCCUCCCAUUUAACGAGAUCUGUCAAGUUAUUCACGUGCCGUAAACCAACGAUCCUGAUUGCUCACGCGCUAUUGAGGAAUCGUCCACAUAGUCGUUUUAGAGAAACGGAAAAGCCAGAUUCUACAUCCUAGCUGCCUUUAACCUGGCGACCUGAACGUUGCUGUAACCAGCUCUGUGGCAACUCCUGGUGCAAUAUUAUAAGCUUGCUAGCGCAACGCAGCAUAUGAUCACCAGCAUUUAUUCGAAACUGUGGAGCGACCGAUAAGAUUAGCAGGUUUAUCAGACGUGAAACUCGCGUCAUCUACGCAGAAUGUACGCGGAAGAAAGCGUGAAACAUCGUGCCAGCGGGCCUUGCGCGGGUGUCUUUGGUGGCAGCGCUUCUCACGGUGGAAAGAGUUGAGAAGUGUGCUCAUGAACUUAUGGCGCCCCUGUGUUUGACGAACGAGAAGCUGAAAAGACUUUUAUUCACCUGUGUUUUGCCCGGAACCAUUGUAUGUGCGUCGACGUUUGCUCAUGACACAUUCUUCUCAAAGGUGUCUAGCCGUGCUGGCUUCUAUCGAAUUGAAGAUGACGACGAAUUGGCCGCACCACUUGCCGAAAAGAGACUACUGUUCUGCUUCGUAAAAAUCCUCAUCCACUAAUUUCUAUGGUGCGACUGUUUUCAGAGAAUGCAUUCAGAGAUAUGCGAUAACUCAUUUACUUUGUCCGCCCCACCACCGAGAGAUGCAUCGUAGCAUCUAAUGUCACUGACCUAUAUGACUUCUUAGUUAAAUAACGAUGCAAAUCAUUGCUUUGGUCAGAAUGCGCUACCAGUCGCUGAACCAAUCUUUGAAGGGCGGGCACAGAAUACGCUGCCAGUUUCAAAUUAGUGAACCUACUUGGCCUUCAUUUCCGGUGUCGGAACCGUUUAUCAACUGUUUGUACAGACCUCGUAGGCUGGUACGUUCAAUAUGAUCACUACCCUUGUGUAUUGAUGUGAUUGUGCUCGCGAAGGUGCUUUUCUGGUCACGGCUUCGACGCUUUGGUGUGCUUCACUGCUGACCCGAAGGUCACGGGAUCAAAUCCCGCCCGCGGUGGCCGGAUUUCGAUGAAGGCAAAAUGCUACAGGUCCGUGUGCUCAGAUAUAGGUGCACGUUAAAGAACCCCCGUUGGUCGAAAUUUCCGGAGCCCUCCACUACGACGUCUCUCAUAAUCAUAUCGUGGUUUUGGGACGUAAAACUCCAAAAAUUAUUAUUAUGAACCUGUCUUGGCAUUCGGGCGACACUUCUACGCCAAAGGCGUGAAAACUGCGAUGUAACAUACAAUGGGAAGAAAGUAACGGUUUCGAUUGUGCCUGAUUUGUUGGUGCGAAAUGUUAUGCCUGAUAUAUAACGAGCCAUUUUGCAGCCUUUUCGUUUCGACUACUCUUGUAGAUACUCUCUACUUGGUCGGUCGCCUCGAACAGGGCACCGCUGAACAUAAAUGAAAGUAGUUACGCGUGAAGGUGUUGUGCGUCCAUAUUUCCCUCCGUAGAACUAUGUUAGUAUUCAACAAUUCAGGAUGGAUGGAUGCAGAACUUUACUAAAAAAUCCUGAGGUGCGCGACUCUGUUCGCAGCGGGGCGCUCCCACUUUGGGACAGUCAGGCCAAGCCCGACCGCCGCAUGAGGAAAGUAGCUUUAAUACCUUGCUUUUCGAGUUUUGACGCAUAUUCCGAUGAAUCGCGUGUAAUUUGAAAGCGAGAUUCACUAGGUCUUGAUGACAGCGUAAUACUGGAACGCGUUACGUGCAUAGAGGUGAAGCAAUGACAAACAUUCACGACCAGUAACUACAUAUUUGUCUCCCCGUACUUGUGUCUGUAAUUUAAUUUAAAUGGAAUCUGGAUUUGUGUCCGAAUCGAGGCAUGUAUAUUUUACCUGGUGUUUUCCGCCAUUCCGUAAUGUAUGAGUAUCAGGCGACAUCUGCGAAAUGGACACCAUUGACAAAAGAAAAAAAAAAGAAAACUAUGAGCCAUGCAGCAAGACCGCUAAUAUUCGCUUCGCUUACCACUAAUGUUUGCGAGCGCGUUUUUGGUAUCGAAUAGCUAUGAUAAGUCUGCUUUGUUUAUUGAUAUAUAUACUCGCGAAGCAUUCAUUUCGAACCGAAAACAAGGUAUACGUCACAGCCGACGUUCGUUUGCUAGCUUAGCUAUAUUACUGUCUAACCUCGAGUACUUCCUUGUCAGGCACAGCGCAUAUGGGCAAAUAGGUCAACACGCCUUGCGUUCAGCAUCACCGUGCCCACUUUUUGAGAAGCUGACAUCAUUCACAUCCUCUGCUCAAGACACAAGUCACAUUCGGGCACACUGGCAGCAAAACGAAAUGACGUGCGCAGCGUAGCAAAUGCGUAAUGUUGUUGCUAAAAAAAAAGUGCAGCGUUUUCCGUCACCUUCCGGUGCGUCUUCGAAACUUUCAUAUUUUUUUUUUUCGUGUAGAGAGAGGGGGAUUCGGGAACAGAGAAGCGCAGCACAGGGCAUUCGUUUUCAUUUCACGUCCCACGGACAUUUCACGAAUAAAGCAGUGACUGCACUUGCCUGCUCCAGCGGUGUGUUUCCUCAGCACGUGUAGAACGAGCGGAUAUCUCACUGUCUUAUGUUACGUGCCCUCGAAUGGCAAGGCUCAUCUGAAGGCAACCUUGUGUCCAAUCGUUAGAUAAGUCCCUUGGAGGUUAUGCCAACAUUAGCUUAGGUCAUUGGGAAACAUUUUUUACAACCUACAGCUUGCAGCACGUGAAUAUUUUACAGAGGAUUAUUUUUUUAUAAAUUAAUCUUAUCCUCGCACUUCAUGACAUCAAUGUCGUACCUCUAGUGUCACAAUGAUCGGAAAACCCCCUCAUAUAACGGACACCGUUUCGUAGAAAGUCAUGCCGCAUACUUCUCUGCAGAGCGCAGGAUAAAAGCUCCAACUCUUAUAAAAACUCUUUACGACAUUCAACCUCGAGUAACGCGAAGACUGGUCGAGUAACCGAUGAACUACCCCGACUUGAAUCGAAAGCCACGGCCGAAAGGCAAUAACGGGGUCCCUGCGUGGCCUCCGCGAUCACCGGCAGCGCGCCGUGCGCUGCUGGUGCCAAUCGCGGACGCCACGGCCCCUGAACACAGUACACCCGUGCCUGUACGAAGGGUGGAGACAUAGCGUUGAUAUACUGAUGUUCUACAGAGCAAGCAAAGCUAGUUCAAGGCAAACGCAUAGAUAUUUUGCGACUUCUAUACUACUCUACAAGUGCACCGCCAAUCGCUGCAUUCAAAUAUGCCCCGCGUAAGGUCAACUGACUUCGGCGAUAACACGAGAUAACGCGCACUUGCGCAUUGACCGUUACGAGUUACAUUGUACGCAUGCGCCGAACGCCUUGAAGUGAUAGAACGCGCUUUUUGGGAGCUGAACAUUACCCUUUUCACGUUUUUUGAAUAGUCCGCCCAUUUUUUGUUUCACUUUGUGUAUAAAUGUACCACAGUUCGUGCUGGAAUAAAACAGUUGUUAUUUUGCGCUUUGUGUACAUCUUUCAAGCUUUUCCUGUUUUCUCAAGACAGCCCGCCCAAGCGUACGCAACGUAUGCCCAACAAGCCCUCAUCGCCACCUUGUUUAAAUUUUGCGGUAACACUAAAUAUAGAACAUCGAUGCAUGAAGGCAUUCGAAGAACUUGACAAAACAUUCAGAAAACUUUAUUCAAUAUAGAAACAUUGCCGUAAGACAAAUAUAAAGAUAAGGACGACUAACAUCAGGCAUUGGGAGAAAAACACGGCGAAUGCCUUCCUGUACGUCGCCCUCAUUAGAAUAUCUGAAAAUAAACACCCUUUACAAAUAACAAUGUCAACCAAAACAAUGCAAUAAAAACGUGUUAUAACAUUGAUCUCAUACCCUAAGAAGUUUACAUGAACAUAUUUUACAUGUUAACAGUCAACAACCUUUAUACAGGUCUAUGUUUAUUUGGGGUGCGCAUGAACACACAAAAAUAAAAAAAAAUU
Molecule: messenger RNA, 5724 nt
Organism: Rhipicephalus sanguineus (brown dog tick)
Lineage: Eukaryota; Metazoa; Arthropoda; Arachnida; Ixodida; Ixodidae
Exons: 8
Coding region: 125-1543 (472 amino acids)
Source: RefSeq, a predicted model, not a curated record